Molecule: messenger RNA, 1590 nt
Organism: Botrytis byssoidea
Lineage: Eukaryota; Fungi; Ascomycota; Leotiomycetes; Helotiales; Sclerotiniaceae
Exons: 6
Coding region: 1-1590 (529 amino acids)
Source: RefSeq, a predicted model, not a curated record
AUGGGCACCGGGAUUCCGCAAGAGGCCAUAGGUGCUUCUGCUGCCGUCCUGACAUACUCAUCUAUAUGCCUCAUUUUGGUCACCUUACUCAUUUGUAUGCUAUGGACCUAUGGUGAAAGAUGGACCUAUGUGACAUUCCUCGCAAAGUUCUCUGCUUUAAGCACACUCGGAUCUAUCGCACAGCAAAUACAUUAUAAUCUCUCUUGGCUCCUUGUUAAGCAUGACGCUUAUGCGACGGCUUUAAAAGCUGUAGAAACACCAGCUUUAGGGCUUUCAGGUGUGGGAAAUAAUGUGGAUCUUGUACUAUUUACAAUUCAAUUCUAUUGUUAUAAUGUUAUGGCUUUAAUGGUGUUAUUUUGGGCUGUCAAACUUUUCUGUGGUUCCUGGGAAAUACGUGCGAACUUCCUUGGUAGCUGGCUGCGAGAACAUAUAUCUUUCAUGUCCAAGAUAUUUGCAAUUAUUGUGCCCGGGAUUUUGGUCGGCGUAGGUCAUGCUCCGGCUGUGCUAAGGAGCCUGGCGGCGACUUUUAUUCUAAUGAACUUCACAAUGCUCAUAAGCUUGUCAACCGGCAGUAUCCUCAUGGUACUUAUUCUUUAUAAAUAUAUCAAAACACGGCGACUUCUGUUUGCACACGAAAAGCGUAAUGGGUGGUGGGCUUCAAGUGGUACAGCGACGGCGACUGACACGAUGGGUACCGGCACUGGAACUGGAACUGGAACUGGAACUGGCCAAUCUAAUGCCAAUAAUCGCAAAUUAGCUCGUCGCUCUGUAUACGAUCGCGCACUUAUUACUCGGUUUACGAUUGGAUUUGUUAUUAUCCUGGCUUUCGAAGUUGUAUUAAUCAUUUUUUCUCUAUUCAACGAACAAAACUUUCAAAAACUUGCGAAAUCGUCAUCGCCCGACUUCUCGGUAUCUAGCUGUAUUACAGAUAUUAUUCUCUUCAUCCCCGGAGUCACAGCGUCACUCUUAGUAUUUCUCGUUUUCGGAACCGCCAAAUCUUUCACGCAAUAUAAAGAUUUAGUCCUUAGUUGCUGUGGCCAGCGUACGAAAUUUCCUAAAAGCAAAAGAAGAGGUGUUAUGGGAUCUGGAGAUGAGGAACAGGGUACCGAAUUUCAAAGAUUACCUAGCAUGGGAACAAAGAUCGUCACGCCUGAAGAACGAGCUGUGUUGGAAGCAAAAAUGCGAGGCAUGUUACCUGACCAACGAAUAUCCACCGGGACACAAUUUACAGAAUAUACGACACAAACGGGGCAAAAGGGAUCAGGAUCAUCAGUAUACACUCAUACACGAACUUUAAGUCCAAUAACAGCCAACUUCAAUUUCAGUCUUCCAGCUUCAGCCAGGAACGCAUCUCGACCCGCCAUACACAAAGACGAACGUGAUGCAGGAGAAGCGUGGGCUAGACAAAAUGAUUUGGAAGUUGGGCUGGCAUUGGAGCAAGAGUGGAGUGAUAACAGCUAUGGAGGGGGACGAGAUUCGACAGGAAACACAACUGUGGGAAAUACGACAAUUUUGGAUGAUGUCGACCCAUUGUCUCAUCGGGAUUUUAUUCUGGAUGAUAGUGAUGAGCAUGAGGGAUGGACGAGAUGA